Dendrobium catenatum is the source of this 3589-nucleotide messenger RNA. RefSeq names its product calcium-transporting ATPase, endoplasmic reticulum-type. The transcript is spliced from 9 exons. Gene Ontology annotation, molecular function: ATP hydrolysis activity; P-type calcium transporter activity; ATP binding. Gene Ontology annotation, cellular component: membrane. Bases 227 to 3382 code for a protein of 1051 amino acids. NCBI's taxonomy places the organism in Eukaryota, Viridiplantae, Streptophyta, Magnoliopsida, Asparagales, Orchidaceae. Gene Ontology annotation, biological process: intracellular calcium ion homeostasis; calcium ion transmembrane transport. The record is from RefSeq and is a predicted model, not a curated record.
UUCCCCGCUCUUCUUCUGAACCGUUCUCUUUUCUCUUCCUCACUUCACCGCACCUUCGCUUUGCGGCAUAUAUCAAUUGGUUCAUUUUCCUGCUUCAUUCACCCUGGAAAUUAAAAAAAAAAAAUCAUCUUUUACGGUUAUUCGAGUAAGAUCCACGAGGCUUCUUAUUGUUUUUCUAGGAAGAAAGUUAAGAUCUUAACUUGAGAAGUCUGAAUUACUUGGAUUCAUGGAGGAGAAGCCGUUUCAAGCAUGGUCGUGGCCGGUUGAGCAAUGCUUGAAGGAGUACGGUGUCAAGUUAGAGAAGGGUUUGAGUUUCUAUGAAGUUGAGAAGAGGCGCGAGAGAUAUGGGUGGAAUGAGCUCAGGAAAGAGAAGGGAAAGCCAUCAUGGCAGCUCAUCUUGGAACAAUUUGAUGAUGUUCUUGUGAAGAUUCUCCUAGUUGCAGCAUUUAUCUCUUUUGUUUUAGCAUAUCUGCAAGGAAGUGAAUCUGGACAUUCAGGUUUUGAGGUGUAUGUGGAACCCGUAGUGAUCAUCAUGAUUCUUAUUCUAAAUGCUGUUGUUGGAGUUUGGCAAGAGAGCAAUGCCGAGAAAGCUCUUGAAGCUCUCAAAGAGAUGCAAUGUGAACAUGCUAAGGUUCUUCGAGAUGGCUAUUUUGUACCAGACUUGCCUGCAAGGGAGCUGGUACCUGGUGACAUUGUGGAAUUAAGAGUUGGUGAUAAGGUCCCCGCUGACAUGAGAAUUGCAGCUCUGAAAACUUCUACCUUAAGAAUUGAACAAAGCUCAUUGACUGGAGAGAGCAUGCCAGUGAUAAAAACUACAAGCCCUGUGCUUAUUGAUGACUGUGAGCUGCAAGCAAAAGAGUGUAUGGUGUUUUCAGGAACUACUGUUGUCAAUGGCAGUUGCUUAUGUGUUGUUACCAGUGUAGGAAUGAACACCGAAAUCGGAAUGAUUCAGACUCAAAUACACGAAGCGUCGCUGGAGGAACACGACACUCCUCUGAAGAAGAAGCUUGAUGAAUUUGGAGAAAGGUUGACCUUUGCAAUUGGUGUGGUUUGUCUUGUAGUAUGGGCCAUCAACUACAGAAAUUUCAUUACAUGGGAUGCUUCCAAUGCUUCCAUAUGGGAUUUCCACUUUUCAUUUGAAAAAUGCACUUACUACUUCAAAAUAGCAGUUGCACUGGCCGUGGCAGCCAUUCCUGAGGGCCUUCCUGCUGUGAUAACUACUUGUUUAGCUCUGGGUACAAGAAAGAUGGCACAGAAGAAUGCAAUAGUAAGAAAGCUUCCAAGUGUAGAGACCUUAGGAUGUACAACUGUAAUAUGCUCGGAUAAGACAGGAACUCUUACAACUAAUCAGAUGUCAGUGAAUGAGUUUUUUACUCUAGGAGGGAGUUCAAUGUCUUGUCAGGUUUUUCAUGUUGAAGGUUCAACUUACAAUCCAAAGGAUGGAGGAAUUGGUAAGUGGAGCUAUGGAAAUAUGGAGGCAAACAUGCAAAUAUUAGCAGAGAUAUGUGCAAUCUGCAAUGAUGCAGGGGUUUAUUGCAAGGAUUACUUGUUCCGAGCUACAGGAUUGCCUACUGAGGCAGCUCUCAAGGUGUUGGUUGAGAAGAUGGGAAUCCCUGUUACAAAGACCAGAAGAAGGUUUUAUGAUUCAAAGUUUGCUACUGAACAUUCCAUUGGUCAUAACACCGUCAAGCUAGGAUGCUGUGACUGGUGGAUAAAGAGAUCAAAAAGGAUUGCCACAUUGGAGUUUGACAGAGUUCGUAAAUCUAUGAGUGUAAUCGUCAGUGAGCCAACUGGAGCUAAUCGUCUUCUUGUCAAGGGUGCUGUUGAAUGUGUUCUGGAAAGAAGUACUCAUGUGCAGCUCUCAGAUGAUUCAGUUGUGCCAGUGGACGAACAAUGCAGGCAAUUGAUACUUCUUAAAGUUCAUGAGAUGAGUUCAAAGGGCUUACGCUGCUUAGGUUUUGCAUACAAAGAUGAUCUAGGAGAGUUUUCCGAUUACUUCACAGACACUCAUCCUGCACAUAAGAAGCUCCUUGAUCCAAACAACUACUCUGAAAUCGAAAGCAAUUUAAUCUUCGCUGGAGUUGUUGGUCUUAGAGAUCCUCCUCGUGCUGAAGUUUAUAAAGCAAUUGAAGAUUGUAGAGGAGCAGGGAUUAAGGUGAUUGUCAUAACUGGAGAUAACAAGUCUACUGCAGAAGCAAUCUGUCAGGAAAUUGGAUUGUUUCCUAACCUGCAAAGUGUCAAGUGGAGAAGUUUCACUGGCAAAGAAUUUAUUAGCCUUCAUAUUAGUCAGAAAGUUGAAAUUCUGUCAAACCCUGGAGGCUUAGUUUUCUCUCGCGCCGAGCCCAGGCACAAACAAGAAAUUGUGAGGCUCCUGCAGGAAAUGGGUGAGGUUGUUGCCAUGACAGGAGAUGGUGUUAACGAUGCACCUGCCCUCAAACUUGCUGACAUUGGAAUUUCUAUGGGUAUUACUGGAACUGAGGUUGCGAAGGAGGCUUCUGAUAUGGUUCUCGCAGAUGACAAUUUUAGCACAAUUGUUGCUGCUGUUGCAGAAGGACGUGCAAUAUACAAUAAUAUGAAAUCUUUUAUUAGGUACAUGAUAUCAUCUAAUGUAGGUGAAGUGAUCUCCAUCUUUCUGACUGCUGCUCUUGGUAUACCAGAGUGCUUGAUACCAGUCCAGCUACUAUGGGUCAAUUUGGUUACUGAUGGCCCUCCUGCCACUGCCCUUGGCUUCAAUCCUGCUGAUGUUGAUAUCAUGCAAAAACCUCCUCGUAAGAGUGAUGAUGCUCUUAUUAGUUCUUGGGUCCUUUUCCGCUACAUGGUGAUUGGUUCUUAUGUAGGCUUGGCUACCGUUGGCAUUUUCAUUUUAUGGUACACACAGCCCUCCUUUAUAGGCAUCGAUCUCACAAGUGAUGGCCACACCCUGGUUUCACUUGCUGAGCUCAGAUCAUGGAGUGAAUGCCAUACAUGGACAGAUUUCUCUCCAGAUCCAUUCUUGGCUGGAAGCAAUGUCAUCUCUUUUUCAAACCCCUGUGAAUACUUCACAAUAGGAAAGAUCAAGGCUGCUACGCUUUCGCUCUCCGUUCUCGUUGCAAUUGAGAUGUUCAAUUCUCUGAACGCAUUGUCAGAGGAAAAUAGUUUGCUUAGGAUGCCUCCAUGGAGAAAUCCUUGGCUUCUUGUUGCAAUGGUGGUUUCACUAAGCCUUCAUGCUUUCAUUCUAUAUGUUCCCUUUUUUGCAAGAGUGUUUGGUGUUGUUCCUCUUAAUCUGAAGGAGUGGCUUCUGGUUAUAUUGCUAUCUUUCCCUGUGGUGCUCAUUGAUGAAGUUCUCAAGUUUGUUGGAAGGAGCUUAUGGUCAGUAGAUCACCACAAGCGGAAGCCAGAGUAGAAGCUUUUGGUCGUAGAUAUUUAAAGUGUUAAAUUGCAUUUGUAUGUUUACUAUAUACAGAUUUGUUUUGAAGUUGUGGUGAUUGUGUUGAAUUUGCAGCCAUCGUUGAAAAAUGUUACAGGAAUGGUGUUGCUGCACUAAAGAAGAAUAUCGAUAGCAAUUAUAGUGAAAACAGUCAAAGUGUUUACUCUUAUAUUGAACUUCUUA